Messenger RNA from Ornithodoros turicata, 573 nucleotides. Its product is annotated as alpha-crystallin A chain-like. The coding region runs from base 1 to 573 and encodes 190 amino acids. Gene Ontology annotation, cellular component: cytoplasm; nucleus. The transcript has a single exon. Lineage: Eukaryota; Metazoa; Arthropoda; Arachnida; Ixodida; Argasidae. The record is from RefSeq and is a predicted model, not a curated record. Gene Ontology annotation, biological process: protein refolding; response to heat.
AUGCCGAAGAGUGUUAGCUCUCUGCGUAAGCGACUUCACCCUUACAUGGCCAUUUGUCCGCGUGCCAUUGUGAGGGAUAUCUCUGACGCAAUGGGCAUCGCCGAACAGUUUUUCAGAGAACCUUCCACCGACGACGGUGACAUAUCCUCUCCACACAUGUACCGCUGGUUGGCUCCGCUAAAAGCAUACCUGGAUGACAAAGAAAAUGUGGAAAUGGACCAGUCAGCAGUAUCGAACGGAGUUACGUCGGGAGAGUUCUCGGUCAACAUGAACGUGAGGAACUUUUCUCCGGAAGAGAUUUCUGUGAAGACUGUGGACAACUGCGUUGAGAUCCAUGCAAAGCACGAAGAGAAGUCAGACGAUCGUGGCUACUUCCAUCGAGAGUUUACCAGACGUAUCGUUCUGCCAGAAGACGUGGACCCAGAAUCAAUCACCUGCACUAUGUCUGCUAAGGGUUCCUUGCAGCUUCUGGCUCCGCGGAAGAAAGCCAUCGAGCGCAAAGAAAGGACUGUCCCCAUUUCUGUUCAACAUGUGAAGCGAGCCGUUGAAAAUGAUCCCAAACCGACGUCUUAA